AUGGAUCAACUCGAUGAUGGGUUUGAACUGUCCCAAGACGAGGAUAUCCAAUCCUUGACCAUCCGGCUUGUUCCAAUGGGGGUUUCUGCUGAGUGCCCAGGGAUGGAAGUAGGUCAAGUCGCAGCCAUACACAUUGAGACGACUCGUGCUCGCAGUGUGACGUUCCGCCCGCCAGACUUCCAGUCCCUCUCACCCCAAGAGCUUCAGCACCACCAGUAUCAGGGCGACUCCGACGAAAAACUCACAGCUAUCUCUUGGAUAUUGAAUGUAUCCUUUGAACGAGGCCGAGCCGUUAUUUCUACGAAUGGAAGUCACCGAAAAGCCCGAAUAUUGGUCCCCGAACAAGGACCUCCUUUUGACCAGGUACGGAAACUCUACUUCGAGAGACAGAAUGAUGGCCGUCGAGAGACCAUAAUCACAGCCGAGGCCUACUUCAAAGACCGGGCAAUAGUCGGACUACUCUUUGUCUAUACGUCAGGUAGAACAGCGAACACGGACGAGCUCUAUACCGAGAUUCGUCAAACUGUUCAUUUUGCACCUGAUGCUCGAAUUGUUGGCUUGUCAGCUGCUUUUGCAACCGCGAACUACAGGGUUAUGGAAAUCGAGUUUGAGGUUGAACAGAAUGAGCAGACCCGUCCCCGCUAUAAGAAGCUUAGGCUUCUCGCCAAUUUGCACCGCGACCCGGCACAUACCGUUGGUAGCAACUGGCGAGAGGUGUGGUGUAAGGAUGAUGCGUCUGCAGAGAACUGCCAGCGGGUGUUAGACCGUGACAGAGUAUAUAAGCCCCCAAGUGGGUCGAGGCUUAUUGGUAUGUACAUGCGUUGCCAGGAGUUCUUUCGUCUAGGAGCAUUAUAUGAGCCCGAUGUUUCUCAAUAG
This is a messenger RNA of Penicillium griseofulvum, 876 nucleotides long. RefSeq lists its product as uncharacterized. Bases 1 to 876 code for a protein of 291 amino acids. The record is from RefSeq and is a predicted model, not a curated record. Lineage: Eukaryota; Fungi; Ascomycota; Eurotiomycetes; Eurotiales; Aspergillaceae. The transcript has a single exon.